This is a messenger RNA of Lottia gigantea (owl limpet), 740 nucleotides long. RefSeq lists its product as hypothetical. Lineage: Eukaryota; Metazoa; Mollusca; Gastropoda; Lottiidae. Bases 45 to 701 code for a protein of 218 amino acids. The transcript has 3 exons. Gene Ontology annotation, cellular component: plasma membrane. The record is from RefSeq and is a predicted model, not a curated record.
AUUCCUUGAGAAAACUGACCAUUCCGUUAUCAGAUAAAUCUAAGAUGCAGAUGGAUGCGGCACAGACUAUUUGGAAUUACAUGAUAAUGGGUCAUGAAUUGAAAAAGAGCGAUGUUAUAUUAGUUUUGGGAAAUCAUGACAUAAGAACAGCAGAAUAUGCAUCAGAACUUUACCUCAAAGGAUUAGGUGAUUGGUUAAUGUUUUCUGGCAAAGUUGGGUCCCUUACAAAAGGUAAAUGGAAUAAACCCGAAGCAGAAAUAUUUCGGGACGUUGCUUUAAAUCAAGGUGUACCAGAGGGAAAAAUUAUUUUGGAAUCAGAAGCCACGAAUACUGGCGAAAAUAUACGUUUUUCAUAUAAUAAACUUUUAUCACUAGGUAUUCAUGCCGAAAAUUUUAUCCUCGUUCAAACGCCAUAUAUGGAACGCAGGUCUUACGCAACUUUCAAGAAACAGUGGAAAGGAUCGGAUCUCAUUAAUGUGUAUGUGACGUCACCGGAAAUCGGAUUAAGAGAUUAUCCUAAUUCAGAUAUAGGAACAUUAGAGGAUAUCAUUACAGUCAUGUUAGGGUGUUUACAAAGAAUUCUAACCUAUCCCCAGAAAGGUUAUCAGAUAUACCAAGAAGUGCCUAAUGAAGUUCAGAAUGCCUUUCAAUAUCUGGUGAAUUGCAAGACUUUUAAUAACUACCUUUUACACAAUUCAUAACAGAAAGGUUGCUCCUUUGAAUCUCUUAAAGCUGUCAUG